AAGAGAGCACAGGCAGUGAACCAGAAGAUGCUCCAGACUUUCAGAACAACAACAUGUUACUCUAUUUCCUGUCAUUUUAUUCCAGUAAAUAUCAGAAAAGCUCAUCUUAAGUCGCCGUUCUAAACAGCGGCUACAGCACGCCUCCCAGGUGAGCUGCUCCUCGGCGAUGGACUGCGCGCACACACCGGAGGAGCGAGCAGAGGUGAAGAAGCACCAGCACAAACACAGCCUCACGCGCCGCUUCCAGGUGCUGGAGACGCUCGGUAGAGGCGCGUACGGUAAAGUCAAGCGAGCGGUGGAGAGGCGCUGCGGGAAGACGGUGGCUAUUAAAUCUAUUAGAAAGGAGAGAUUGAGGGAUGAUCUGGAUAGAUCUCACAUCCAGAGAGAAAUCGAGAUCAGUGCCUCUCUCGUGCACCCACAUAUCAUCCGUCUGUAUGAGGUGUUUGAGAGCAGAGAGCGGAUCGUGAUGGUGAUGGAGUACGCGAGCGGAGGAGAGCUGUACGACUACAUUCAGGACAAACAGAGACUGUCGGAGGAGGAGGCCAGACACUUCUUCAGACAGAUCACCUCUGCUGUGCAGUACUGCCAUAGAAAUGGUGUGGUUCAUCGUGACCUCAAGCUGGAGAAUAUACUUCUGGACAAAGACUUAAAUGUGAAGUUGGCUGACUUUGGCUUGUCGAACCGCUACACGAGAGGCCAGUGUCUGGACACGUUCUGCGGGAGCCCACUGUACGCAUCUCCAGAGAUUAUCAAUGGCCUUCCUUACCACGGACCUGAGGUGGACUGCUGGUCUCUGGGUGUGCUGUUAUAUGCUCUGGUUUAUGGCUCCAUGCCUUUCGAUGGCACAGUUUACAGCGUCCUUAAAGAGCAGAUCCGCCACGGCCGAUAUAAGACCCCAGAUAUCCUGUCAGAGGCCCGUUCGUUGAUCGGAUGGAUGCUCACAGUGAAAACAGAGGACAGAGCCACUGUGGAAGACAUCGCUAACCACUGGUGGCUAAACCGAAACGGUCCCAAAGCUAAAGAGAUGAAACCGUGCGCCUCCACUCUACCCAGAAAGACACCUAAAGAAAGUAGAUUGUCCUCAAACAGCAGCUUCGAUCUGCUGUCGUCCCACAACCAGCCCACGAAGGGCAUCCUGAAGCAUCUCUACAAUCAGGUUGAGCACACAGACAGGUCUGUGUCUGCUGGAAACAGUACGGCAGCGACCGGCCAGGACGUGGAAAGAGUCGGGACAGAGAACGGGAGGACGAGGAAGGGCAUUCUCAAGUGUCACGGAAAGUUCUCCGGUGUUUCUCCAAUCACGUCGGCUCCUACGUGGUCACAUGGUUUGGGCGAAACGAGCCAGGAGUGUGAUGGAGGUGAGCAGCAGGAGAUGGAGUUUGAGAUCAAGAUCUCCCUGUGGAAAACACACGGGUCUACAGGUCUACACUUUCAACAGAAUACCUAUUUUGAUCAUGAGCAAUGAUUGUAAAUGCAUUGAAUUUAAUAACUAAGAAUAUCGGUUACACUUUACAGUUCAACUAGUUAACAUGAGAGCGUUAAGUAUCAUGAACAAUAUUAUGUAGCAUUUAUUAAUCUAGGUUAAUGUUACUGUAUUAUGUUAUUUUGAAAAAAAUAUAUAUUUAUUGUAUUUAUUUAAUUUAUAAAUAAACUA
Carassius gibelio (silver crucian carp) is the source of this 1654-nucleotide messenger RNA. RefSeq names its product NUAK family SNF1-like kinase 1. Gene Ontology annotation, molecular function: tau-protein kinase activity; ATP binding; protein serine/threonine kinase activity. NCBI's taxonomy places the organism in Eukaryota, Metazoa, Chordata, Actinopteri, Cypriniformes, Cyprinidae. The coding region runs from base 167 to 1465 and encodes 432 amino acids. Gene Ontology annotation, cellular component: cytoplasm. Gene Ontology annotation, biological process: microtubule cytoskeleton organization; intracellular signal transduction; protein phosphorylation. The transcript is spliced from 7 exons. The record is from RefSeq and is a predicted model, not a curated record.